This is a messenger RNA of Alternaria ventricosa, 438 nucleotides long. RefSeq lists its product as uncharacterized. The record is from RefSeq and is a predicted model, not a curated record. The transcript has 4 exons. Bases 1 to 438 code for a protein of 145 amino acids. NCBI's taxonomy places the organism in Eukaryota, Fungi, Ascomycota, Dothideomycetes, Pleosporales, Pleosporaceae.
AUGCAGAUUACGACCCUGGGGCCGCUCCUGAAUCCUUCAAAGUUCGGCUGUGAUGGCAAAGCCAUCAACACCAUUCACUGUUUCACCGCCAUUCUCGACCAGACAAACCACUGCACCAACGCGGACUGUGAGGGGUCGCAUGUACCUCCCAUCAGGCAAGUGUUCGAGUUCAUCCUCUGCCUCCAAGCAGAGCAUCACUACGAGAAUGGCGACGUCGAUGACAAGAAUCGCACGUUCCUUUACAACGUCCUAAAAGCCUACUUCCUGAAGCAUUUUCGCCACAAGACGUUGCCGGUCAUCAUCGACCUCGGCGCGGCAAGCAGCUCAACACUUACCCGCGAGAUCUACAGUACCGCUUCCGUGCGAAGUGUACCGUUCCGAGCAACAUGUUUCAAGGAACCAUUAUCAAGGACAUGCUGGCGGAACCCGAGUGACUGA